AUGUUAUGUCCGAAUCUCGAAUCCAUUGCCAUCACAUUUCAUCAUACCCGAUUAGUUGCGCCACCUGUAGCUCAACAUUUACUAGGAAAUAGAAACCCAUCUUUGCCAGCUCAGAGGCCACCUUUACCAUUACCCAUGAUGCUAAGACAACGACAACAACAACAACAACAGCAGCAGCAGCAGCAAGUACAGCAAGCGCAACCUCCAGCGCCAAAGCCUUUGCCACAGCCACAGCCUCAACAGCCAAUCCAGACUCCAAGUUUACCUCUAGCCCAUUUCGCUCACAACUGCCUUAAACUCAAAUCCAUCCGACUGGUAUCCUACUCACCAAAGACAGAUGAUUCCGUGUACGAAAUGGCCAAAUUUUUGACAUCAGGGAGCCUAGAAUCCAUCACAUUCAGCAACUGCUCGACCAUCCAAAGCUCAACGCUAUGCAAGCUAGCCAUCACCAAUCCACAGAUGAAGUGCAUUGAAAUCAUGGGCAGCACACCUAUCAGCGACUCCAGCUUGGCCACCUUGGUAGAUCGAUGUGGCUCAACACUUGAAUACCUCAGCAUAGGCAACGCUCAACAACUCACUGACAAAUCAAUGCGAUACGUACCUCUACGGUGUAAAAAACUACGACAAAUUUGUAUAUUUAACAAUACAGAACGAGUUUCUGAAGAUACCCUUACUGCCAUGAUCACACAUUGUCCUACACUGCAGACCAUUAGCCUCAGUGAUUCUCGAUGUCUAGGCUCAACCUUCUUCAAUUCUGUUGUACAACGUGUAAAUAUAGAGAUGGCAAAUAUUCUGCAACAUCAAGCGCAUGCAGGAUUUGGAUUACAGAGAUUAUGUCUAGGUGGAGUCCGAAGAGAGAUGAUUACAAGUAAAUAUAUGCACGAACUGAUAGACAAAAGUGCCAGUAAGAAUGAUUUGCAGACGGCCAUGGAUGAUCAAGACGAUGAAAAUGACGAUGUCGAAAAUCAAUUAACUCAUAUCAUUGAUACUACCAAGUUUAUACCAAAAUCAACUGUCAUAAGAGGAAGCACUGUGUGGUGGCAAAGACGUCGCUUGAUCACGCCUUCUACAGCUUGA
Molecule: messenger RNA, 1077 nt
Organism: Mucor velutinosus
Lineage: Eukaryota; Fungi; Mucoromycota; Mucoromycetes; Mucorales; Mucoraceae
Exons: 1
Coding region: 1-1077 (358 amino acids)
Cellular component (GO): cytoplasm
Source: RefSeq, a predicted model, not a curated record